AUGGAAGAGAUCCUAAGGAAGCUGCAGAAGGAGGCGUCCGGGAGCAAGUACAAAGCCAUCAAAGAGAGCUGCACCUGGGCCCUGGGUAAGCGCGCCGAGCGGGGCGCCCGGCACCUGCCGGCGGGGCCGGUUCGCCGCCUCCGGAGGGCCGCGCCGGGGAGGGCUGUGAUGGCCCUUGUGCAGGGUGGGGAGGGGAAGCUGAGCAGCUAUGACCGAUGCUUUUUCGCGCAAUUGCGAGAGUUGCCUCGGAGAACUGAUGGGUCCCCUGCACGGCGGAAGACGAUCACCCAUCUCCGAGUUCGGAUCACAAGCCGGUGGGAAAACACCGGCCUGAUUCCAAAACGCCUGUGGGCUAGAGGGAAGUUGAACCGUCAGCCGCGGUCUCAAUGUGAAUUCCUUAGAAUGCUCUUUGGAAUCCAGCCCCAGCCUUCUUUCCUGGCGCCCUCACAGCAGGGGUUCAUCGGUCCCCAGGAGAAAUGCUUGCUGCCCCUCCAGUUGGCUUUGGAAUCCAAGAAUGUGAAACUGGCUCAACAUGCCUUGGCAGGGAUACAGAAGCUCCUGGCGGAAGAGAGGUUUGUAUCCAUGGAAACGGACUCUGAUGAGAAGCAGCUGCUCAAUCAGAUCCUGAACGCUGUGAAAGUGACGCCUUCCCUCCACGAAGACCUGCAGGUGGAAGUGAUGAAGGUUUUACUGUGCAUCACCUACACUCCAACCUUUGACCUGAAUGGUAGUGCAGUGCUGAAGAUCGCGGAGUUGUGUUUCGCAUGCCAUAAAGCUGGAUGUCCACAAAUGCAUGAAAUGAUCAAAAUGUCCCUUAGGACACUCCUCACUGCCCUGUGUCUUCGCGCCUUCCCUGACAGUCCAGGGCCGGUGGCUUUUCACAAGGUGUGCAUUGAAACAUACAUAUGUAGCUGUCACCAGCGUAGUAUAAACACUGCUGUGCGGGCAACUCUCAGUCAAAUGCUGAGUGAUUUGACUUUACAGUUACGACAAAGGCAGGAGAACACGAUAAUUGAAAACCCGGAUGUCCCCCAGGAAUUCAGGAGUCAAGGGUCAACAGUAGAGUCCCUCUGUGAUGACCUCGUCUCCGUGCUCACCGUUCUGUGUGAGAAGCUCCAAGCCGCCAUCAACGACAGCCAGCAGCUGCAGCUGCUCUACCUGGAGUGCAUCCUGUCUGUGCUCAGCAGCUCCUCCUCCUCCAUGCAGCUGCACCGCGGCUUCACAGACCUCAUCUGGAAGAACCUUUGCCCGGCUCUCAUCGUGAUCCUGGGGAAUCCGAUUCACGAUAAAACCAUCACCUCCGCACACAGCAGCAGCAUGAGCACCAGCAUCGAGGCAGACUCUGCAUCUCCUGGGGUUUCCGACCACGGCCGGGGCUCGGGCUGUUCCUCCACGGCGCCGGCGCUGAGCGGGCCGGUGGCCCGCACCAUCUACUACAUCGCGGCGGAGCUGGUGCGGCUGGUGGGGCCGGUGGACUCCAUGAAGCCGGUGCUGCAGUCCCUCUACCACCGCGUGCUGCUCUACCCGCCUCCCCAGCACCGCGUGGAGGCCAUCAAGAUCAUGAAAGAGCUACUUGGGAGCCCAAAGCGUCUCUGUGAUUUGGCAGGACCCAGCUCCACUGAACCUGAAUCGAGAAAAAGAUCAAUUUCAAAAAGAAAGUCUCACCUGGAUCUUCUCAAACUCAUCAUGGACGGCAUGACCGAGGCGUGCGUCAAGGGCGGCAUCGAGGCCUGCUACGCCGCCGUGUCCUGCGUCUGCACCUUGCUGGGGGCCUUGGAAGAGCUCAGUCAGGGCAGGGGCUUGAGCGAAAGUCAGGUCCAGCUGCUGCUGCUGCGCCUGGAAGAGCUGAAGGAUGGGGCCGAGUCCAGCCGCGACUCCAUGGAGAUCAAUGAGGCCGACUUCCGCUGGCAGCGGCGAGUCCUGUCCUCGGAACACACACCCUGGGAGUUGGGGAAUGAGCGGAGCCUUGACAUCAGCAUCAGCGUUACCACGGACACGGGCCAGACCACCUUGGAGGCAGAGUUGGGUCAGACCACACCCGAGGACCACUCAGAAAACCCCAAGAAUGGCCUCAAGUCGCCAGCCGUCCAGGAGGGCAAGGAGACUCUGAGUAAAGUGUCAGAACCGGAAGCCGUGGACCAGCCAGACGUGGUUCAAAGGAGCCACACGGUUGCCUACCCCGAUAUAACCAACUUCCUGUCGGUCGACUGCAGGAUGAGGUCCUACGGAUCCAGAUACAGUGAGAGCAACUUCAGCGUGGACGACCAGGACCUCUCUCGGACAGAGUUUGACUCCUGCGACCAGUACUCCAUGGCAGCUGAAAAGGACUCCGGGAGGUCGGACGUGUCGGACAUUGGGUCCGACAACUGUUCUCUAGCUGAUGAGGAGCAGACCCCGCGGGACUGCCUGGGCCACAGGUCCCUGCGGACCGCGGCUCUGUCCCUCAAGCUGCUGAAGAACCAGGAGGCCGACCAGCACAGCGCCCGGCUGUUCGUGCAGUCGCUGGAGGGUCUCCUGCCGCGCCUCCUGGCCCUGCCCAGCGUGGAAGAGGUGGACUCAGCCCUGCAGAACUUUGUCUCUACCUUCUGCUCAGGCAUGAUGCACUCACCCGGGUUUGACGGGAACAGCAGCCUGGGCCUGCAGAUGCUGAUGAAUGCGGACAGCCUGUACUCAGCGGCGCACUGCGCUCUGCUGCUCAACCUGAAGCUCUCCCACGGCGACUACUACCGCAAGCGGCCUGCCCUGGCGCCCAGCACCAUGAAAGAGUUCAUGAAGCAGGUCCAGACCAGUGGGGUGCUCAUGGUCUUCUCCCAGGCCUGGAUUGAGGAACUUUACCACCAGGUUCUCGACAGAAACAUGCUCGGAGAAGCCGGCUACUGGGGCAGCCCUGAGGAUAACAGCCUCCCCCUCAUCACCAUGCUGACGGAUAUCGAUGGCUUAGAGAGCAGUGCAAUUGGAGGGCAGCUGAUGGCCUCAGCUUCGAUGGAGUCUCCUUUCACCCAGGGCAGGAGAAUCGAUGACUCCACGGUAGCAGGUGUGACGUUUGCUCGCUAUAUUCUGAUUGGCUGCUGGAAGAACUUGAUCGACACUUUAUCAACCCCCCUGACGGGCCGAAUGGCCGGCAGCUCCAAAGGGCUGGCCUUCAUCUUGGGAGCCGAAGGCAUCAAAGAACAGAACCAAAAAGAACGCGAUGCCAUCUGCAUGAGCCUUGAUGGGCUGCGGAAAGCCGCGCGGCUGAGCUGCGCUCUAGGAGUUGCAGCCAACUGUGCUUCAGCCCUCGCCCAGAUGGCAGCUGCCUCUUGUGUCCAGGAGGAGAAAGAGGAGAAGGAAACCCAGGAACCCACUGAUGCCAUAGCACAAGUGAAACUAAAAGUGGAGCAGAAACUGGAGCAGAUCGGGAAGCUGCAGGGGGUGUGGCUGCACACAGCCCACGUCCUGUGCAUGGACGCCAUCCUCAGUGUCGGCCUGGAGAUGGGCAGCCACAACCCCGACUGCUGGCCACAUGUGUUCAGGUGCCUCUGUAGUAUCAAAAUAAAAAGAACCUCCCACGACACUUGUAAAAUAAAGGAAGAAUGCUACAGUCCUCCCACGACCAAGAAGAAAAUCCUUCCUCCCCCAUCACUGGCAAUCAGCCAGACCUGCGACAAAAGAAGGACCGCUGUCCCCCAGCAGCAGGCACGGGGCGCCGGCCCACCUUCUUACCCUUCUCCUCGGCACAUCCCCACCACCUCCAGCUCAGUUCUGGCCGAGCAGUGGAGGGGCACCCGGCUCUUUGAAGAUGCUACUGAUAAACUGAACCUCAUGGCUCUGGGAGGUUUUCUUUACCAGCUGAAGAAAGCAUCGCAGUCCCAGCUUUUCCAUUCUGUUACAGAAACAGUUGACUACUCACUGGCAAUGCCAGGAGAAGUGAAGUCCACCCAAGACCGCAAAAGUGCCCUGCACCUGUUCCGCCUCGGGGACGCCAUGCUAAGGAUCGUGCGGAGCAGAGCGAGGCCCCUGCUCCACGUGAUGCGCUGCUGGAGCCUCGUGGCCCCACACCUGGUGGAGGCUGCCUGCCAUAAGGAAAGACAUGUGUCUCAGAAGGCGGUUUCCUUCAUCCAUGAUAUACUGACGGAGGUGCUCACGGACUGGAACGAGCCACCUCAUUUCCACUUUAACGAAGCUCUCUUCCGGCCGUUCGAGCGUAUCAUGCAGCUGGAGUUGUGCGACGAGGACGUCCAGGACCAGGUUGUCACGUCCAUCGGGGAGCUGGUUGAAGUGUGUUCCACCCAAAUCCAGUCAGGGUGGAGGCCCUUGUUCAGCGCCCUGGAAACCGUGCACAGUGGGAACAAGUCUGAGGUGAAGGAGUACCUGGUGGGCGACUAUUCCAUGGGAAAAGGCCAGGCGCCAGUGUUUGAUGUAUUUGAAGCUUUUCUCAAUACCGACAACAUCCAGGUCUUUGCUAACGCAGCCACUAGUUAUAUCAUGUGCCUUAUGAAGUUUGUCAAAGGACUGGGGGAGGUGGACUGUAAGGAGAUCGGAGACUGUGUCCCAGGACCCGGAGCCGCGUCCCCAGACCUGUGUCUCCCCGCCCUGCACUACCUCCGGCGCUGUUCUCAGUUGUUGGCCAAAAUCUACAAGAUGCCCUUGAAGCCGAUAUUCCUUAGUGGGCGACUUGCUAGCUUGCCCCGAAGACUUCAGGAGCAGUCUGCAAGCAGUGAGGAUGGAAUUGAGUCGGUCUUGUCUGACUUUGAUGACGACACUGGUCUGAUAGAAGUCUGGAUCAUCCUCUUGGAGCAGCUCACAGCAGCUGUAUCCAACUGUCCUCGGCAGCACCAGCCCCCCACUUUGGAUUUGCUGUUUGAGCUGUUGAGAGAUGUUACCAAAACACCUGGACCAGGGUUUGGCAUCUAUGCAGUUGUGCACCUUCUCCUUCCUGUGAUGUCUCUUUGGCUCCGCCGUAGCCAUAAAGACCAUUCUUACUGGGACGUGGCCUCGGCUAACUUCAAGCAUGCCAUCGGUCUGUCCUGUGAGCUGGUGGUGGAGCACAUUCAGAGCUUUAUCCACUCAGAUAUCAGGUAUGAGAGCAUGAUCAACACCAUGCUGAAGGAUCUCUUCGAGCUGCUGGUAGCAUGUGUGGCCAAGCCCACGGAAACCAUCUCCCGAGUGGGCUGCUCCUGUAUUAGGUACGUCCUGGUGACAGCGGGCCCCGUGUUCACGGAGGAGAUGUGGAGGCUGGCCUGCUGCGCCCUGCAGGAUGCCUUCUCGGCCACGCUCAAGCCGGUGAAGGACCUGCUGGGCUGCUUCCACAGCGGCACCGAGAGCUUCAGCGGGGAAGGCUGCCAGGUGAGGGUGGCCGCCCCAUCCUCCUCCCCGAGUGCCGAGGCCGAGUACUGGCGCAUCCGAGCCAUGGCCCAGCAGGUAUUUAUGUUGGAUACCCAGUGCUCACCAAAGACUCCAAACAACUUCGAUCAUGCUCAGUCCUGUCAGCUCAUUAUUGAACUGCCUCCUGAUGAGAAGCCAAAUGGACACGCCAAGAAAAGUGUUUCUUUCAGGGAAAUUGUGGUGAGUUUACUAUCCCAUCAAGUGUUACUCCAGAACUUAUAUGAUAUCUUAUUAGAAGAGUUUGUCAAAGGCCCCUCUCCUGGGGAGGAGAAGAUCCAAGGGCCAGAAGCCAAGCUGGCUGGCUUCCUCAGAUACAUCUCCAUGCAGAACUUGGCCGUCAUCUUUGACCUCCUGCUGGAUUCCUACAGGACGGCCAGAGAGUUUGACACCAGCCCGGGGCUGAAGUGCCUGCUGAAGAAAGUGUCUGGCAUCGGGGGCGCUGCCAACCUGUACCGCCAGUCCGCCAUGAGUUUCAACAUUUAUUUCCACGCGCUGGUCUGCGCCGUUCUCAGCAACCAAGAAACCAUCACUGCUGAGCAGGUGAAGAAGGUCCUUUUUGAGGACGACGAGAGGAGCACAGACUCGUCCCAGCAGUGUUCAUCGGAAGAUGAAGACAUUUUUGAGGAGACCGCCCAGGUGAGCCCGCCGAGGGGCAAAGAGAAGCGGCAGUGGAGGGCGCGGAUGCCCUCGCUCAGCGUGCAGCCCGUCAGCAACGCCGACUGGGUGUGGCUGGUCAAGAGGCUUCACAAGCUGUGCAUGGAGCUGUGUAACCACUACAUCCAGAUGCACCUGGACCUGGAGAACAGUGUGGAGGAGGCCCCGCUCUUCAGGAGCGACCCUUUCUUCAUCCUUCCCUCCUUCCAGUCCGAGUCCUCCACCCCGUCCACCGGGGGCUUCUCGGGGAAGGACACGCCUUCCGAGGACGACCGCAGUCAGCCCCGGGACCACGCGGGCGAGCCGCUGGGCCUGAGGGGGACCGGCGGGGAGCUGCUGCUGCUGCCCCCGAGCCCCAAGGUGGAGAAGAAGGACCCCAGCCGCAAGAAAGAGUGGUGGGAGAAUGCGGGCAACAAAAUCUACACCAUGGCGGCCGACAAGACCAUCUCGAAGCUGAUGACCGAGUACAAGAAGAGGAAACAGCAGCGCAGCCUGCCCGUCUUCCCCAAAGAGGGCAAGGUGGAGAAGAAGGGGGAGGCGCUGGGCGCCAGGGGCCAAGGCUCCCCGCUGCUCCAGCGGCCCCAGCACCUGGUGGACCAGGCGCAGAUGCGGCACUCCUUCAGCGCCGGCCCGGAGCUGCUGCGCCAGGAGAAGAGGCCCCGCUCCGGCUCCACCGGCAGCUCGCGGAGUGUCUCCGCGAGGGACGCGGAAGCCCAGAUCCAGGCAUGGACCAACAUGGUGCUAACAGUCCUCAAUCAGAUUCAGAUCCUCCCAGACCAGACCUUCACAGCCCUCCAACCAGCAGUGUUUCCAUGCAUCAGCCAGCUCACCUGCCACGUGACUGACAUCAGAGUUCGCCAGGCUGUGAGAGAGUGGCUCGGUAGAGUGGGCCGUGUCUAUGACAUCAUUAUGUAGAAGAUCCACCUUCCAGGCUCAAGGACAAACACUCGGAGGGUUUAGAGUAUGUCUGCCAAUCCAACUGAUAGCAUUUUCCCCACCACCAGCCCCAGUGUCCCAGAGAACACCCCGUCCGUCCCUAACUAAUCAGCACUAGGGCUAAUCUGGAUAUUAAGGUUAUACGUGGAUGACAUGAGUGAUACUCUAAUUUUGCAGAGCAUUUCUGAAGAGUCUACAUUCCUUGACACAUUUCUAAAUCUUAUUUCCCAAU
Messenger RNA from Odocoileus virginianus texanus, 7186 nucleotides. The record is from RefSeq and is a predicted model, not a curated record. Lineage: Eukaryota; Metazoa; Chordata; Mammalia; Artiodactyla; Cervidae.